UCGUCGCCACUUCCACGCAAAUACAACGAAGGGCAGCUGAAUUUCAAUUAGCUCAAUACAAGUCAGUUUGAACGGCAGUGAAUCGGAAUCGAGAGACGGAGCCAGGAAAGGAAAGUAAAGGAAAGGAGGGGAGGGGGUUGAAGAGCACGAAAAGAAAGCUGGAAACGGGGGGAUGAGCGCACAGAGGAGGGGAGAGAAAGCGUGAAGUGACAUCACAUUUCCCAGCUCCUCGUUCCUCUCCUCUUUGCUCCACUUCUCGCCGAGGAGGCGCGCGCACAGUUCGCUAUUUUCUUUACGUCGCAAGUAAAGAAAAAAAAAAGGUGGGGGGGGGGGGGCUGGACUGAAGGAACAGGAAAAACUGAAACCAUGAACAACACUUUCCUAAACAUGGCGUCGAUAGGCGACUUCGACCCGCUGAACUCGUCUAUUCCUGCCACCAAAGUUGAAAUCACGGUGUCCUGCAGAAAUCUGCUGGACAUGGACACCUUCUCCAAAUCAGACCCAAUUUGUGUUCUCUACGCUCAAGGCAUGGGCAACAAGGAAUGGAGAGAGUUUGGGAGAACGGAGGUGAUUGACAACACGCUAAACCCAGACUUUGUGAGGAAAUUCAUGCUGGACUACUUCUUUGAAGAGAGACAGAAUCUCAGAUUUGACUUGUACGAUGUUGACUCAAAGAGUGCCAACCUGCAGAAACACGACUUCCUGGGCCAGGCCUACUGCACCCUGGGAGAGGUGGUUGGAUCGCUGGGCAGUCGCUUGGAAAAGCCUCUUGGAGGCAUUCAAGGGAAGAAAUGCGGGACCAUUAUCGUGAAAGCCGAGGAGUUGAACAACUGCAGGGAAUCAGUGAUGAUGCAGUUCUGUGGGACCAAGUUGGACAAAAAGGAUUUCUUUGGCAAGUCGGAUCCGUUCCUGGUUUUCUACAGGAGCAACGAAGACGGCACGUUUACCAUCUGCCACAAGACCGAGGUGGUGAAGAACACGCUGAACCCAGUGUGGCAAGCCUUUAAGAUCCCCGUGAGAGCUCUCUGCAACGGCGAUUACGACAGAACAAUCAAGGUCGAGGUUUACGACUGGGACCGAGACGGCAGCCAUGACUAUAUUGGAGAGUUCAGUACCAGCUACAGAGAGCUCUCUAUAGGACAGAGCCAGUUCAAUAUCUAUGAGGUGAUAAAUCCCAAGAAAAAAGGAAAGAAAAAAAACUACAAAAACUCUGGAACGGUAACGCUGCUGUCCUUCCUCGUGGACGUUGAAGUCACCUUUCUGGACUACAUCAAAGGAGGGACCCAGAUCAACUUCACGGUGGCCAUUGAUUUCACAGCUUCCAACGGAAACCCAGCCCAGCCCACCUCUCUCCACUACAUGAGCCCAUACCAGCUGAACGCCUACGCCAUGGCCCUGAAGGCGGUCGGCGAGAUCAUUCAGGACUACGACAGCGACAAGAUGUUCCCCGCACUGGGCUUUGGAGCCAAGCUGCCGCCGGACGGACGGGUGUCCCAUGAGUUUGCCCUGAACGGUAACCCUCAGAACCCAUACUGCGCAGGCAUUGACGGCGUAAUGGAGGCCUACUACCAGAGUCUGAAGUCCGUUCAGCUCUACGGACCCACCAACUUCUCCCCCGUCAUCAACCACGUCGCCAGAUAUGCUGCUUCUGUGAAGGACGGUUCUCAGUACUUUGUGCUCCUCAUCAUCACCGACGGCGUUAUCUCGGACAUGGCCCAAACGAAGGAGUCAAUUGUCAAUGCUUCAUGUCUCCCAAUGUCAAUUAUUAUUGUGGGAGUCGGUCCAGCAGAAUUUGAUGCCAUGGUCGAGUUGGAUGGCGAUGAAGUCAGAAUCUCAUCCAGGGGAAGAUUUGCAGAGAGAGACAUUGUUCAGUUUGUUCCAUUCAGAGACUACAUCGACAGAAGCGGGAACCACAUUCUAAGCAUGGCCCGGCUCGCGAAAGACGUCCUGGCUGAGAUCCCGGACCAGUUCCUUUCCUACAUGCGGACCCGGGGGAUAAAGCCUUCGCCGGCGCCGCCUCCCUACACGCCGCCGGGGCAGCCCGUCCAAACCCAGAUAUAAGGAGUGGUAGAGAGUCAAAAGUCUUACAGUCAGGUGUUCUCCGAACUUAACGCGCAAAAUACUUCCGUCUCCUUAAAGCCGCUCUCUAUGCUUUGCCGUCAUGGAUGGCCCGGGAGGGGGAAGAGGGUUUUCUCGCGGUCAGGAAGCUGCACGUCAGGCCCAAAAGGUGCUUCAGAAGGAAAACGCAGCAAGAGUCUGUUUACUUCCACUAUCGAGCAUUCCUGUAAUUGUCUGGAUUUUGAUAGGAUGUUUAUUGUUUUUCUUCUAUCGUGUGGGUGUGAGUGCGAGUGAAAACCUAGAAUAGCUCCGGAGAGAGCCGAUAGAUUCAAACUGUGCGGAGAAAAGAGAUGCAAAAACGUGAAGAAGUUAAUGAUCUGGAUUUUAGCUUGGAAAAAAAUGUGAAGAGAAUGUCUGCAGACAAAAAAAAAAGAAGUCACUUAAUCUUCUGUAAAAAAAAAAAAAAAAAAAAAAAAGGAAAUAUGUAUUUUCUCUUUCUCUUUUCUCUCUCUGACUCAUUGUUUACAGUAAAUGCUAGUGAGGAUUUUUACUGUUGAUACUUUUAUAUACAUGCAGUUUCACCAUAAAGGUUGUAAUACUUUCUCUUCUCCUGGCUUUGUCAGGUAGCUGCAGUGCAGGUCCUGGUAGCCCUUCUGUACCGUACCGUGCUGUACCGUACUGGACUGUAUUCUGGUGUUUGUAUUAACCUUUUGCAUGCGUGUAGCCUCAGUCAAGUGCAUGCAGACAGUGACCCUGCACUACCUCUUUUCUCCAUACUUGUGUUUGUGGGACGUAAAUUCCUGUGUCUCACUUAAACUUCUCUUCCUUUGUGCCUCUCACUCUUUUAGUAGCUGUGUUUCCAUCCAACUUAUGUUUCUUUCCCGUGCUUUAUUUAUUUAAUAUUAUAAUUUUUUAUUAAAUUUCUCUAAUUUUCGAAGUUCAAAAGGUUUGUUUUUAUAAUGGAAGGUUUUGUGCAUCACUUUAACCCAGACAACACACACUUUAUUUGUUGAAUACAACUCAAAAAUGUUUGAAUUACAAUCCCAUCGCCAGGCGUUUGAUUAAAUAGUCAAACGAAUCAGUUGCGUUUUGUGCUAACAAAAUGCUAGCCUUCCAUAAUAUUAGAAAUGUACCACAACAUCAUAAUGCUAGCUUUUCUAUUUGAUGCUAGCAUUAAGAUGUUUACAAUGUAUCAUACAGGUAAAAAGAUAUAGGCUGAUGUCAGAUAGCCUCCAACAUUAGCUGAUUGUUUUGAGCUAGCCAAAACAAGUCCGCAGCCAAACUGAACUGGGCUGCUAGCAUGUUGUUGAUUCUUAAGUUGGUCGUAUACACUGAUAUAUAUAUUGGUUACCUCUAGUCCAGUUUUUCAAAAUUAAUAAAGCGCUACAGCCUUGAACAGAUUCCCUUUUACAGCAACUUGCCAACAUCAGCUGACUCUUUUGUGAGCUAGCAUAGCUUCCAUCGCCAAACUAAACAGAACUGCUAGCAUAUUGUAGAUUUUUACUUUUCUCAUAUAGGUAAGCAGAUUUUCUUUUUUUCUUUUUUGAUUUUCCCCAAGUCCAGUUUUUCCAAAAUUAAUCCAAAUUUACGGCACUUGAAACACUUUUGAGCGACUCUAAAUUUUAUGUAGCAUUAUUGACUGUUGAAUGGAAAUGUAGCUACUGUCUUCAUAUUCAAGUCUCUUUUUUUUUUUUUUUUCCCUCCAAACUUCCUUGCUAAUCAUGGCCAAGGGGUUUCAUGUCGUUGUGUCCUCACGCCACUUUCCUCCCGCCAUGUUUUAACACCUCAGCAGCUGCUCUCAAACUAAAUGCUGUUUGAGCAACAAGAGCCCAGUGGUCAAAAAUGCAUCGAAAAUCUAAAUUAUCCCAUUGCCUGCGUUUGGUUUUCGUUUUUCUUUUUGGUACUUUGUGGCGAGCAUGUACGUGCGUUUUGCAGGUUUUUAUUACACCUUAUAGCUUUGAUACAACUUUGUACACAAGUUUUAAUAUUUGUAUUUGUAUGUGCCAUGGUCUGUGCGAGUCGUGAUCCACCGACAACGUCCGUUGAAUUAACACUGAUGUCUUCUAUUUUGGUUGCGAAUGUGGAUUGGAUGCUGUCCGAUUCGUGCUGUCAGCGAUGAAUGAGAAUAAAAGAUUGAAUGAAAUAACAUAAUAGCAGGUAAAUUAUAAAAAGGUUACCGAAGUAAUAUCUUUCCUCACAUGUAUAAAGUACUUAAUAUUACUAAAUGUUUUAUUUAUGAGCUUGAUGAGUAUCAACAUAAUGUUAAAAUGAGAAAUAUAAGAUAAAACUCCGAACAAAAUAUUUUUUUAAUUGGAUAAAUUCAAUCUUUUAGGCUUAAUACAGCUUAAAUACAGAGUACAUUGGGAAAUUACCUAUUCAAAAAGUAAUUCCCAAUCAGACCUGCAACAGUUGCCUCUGAAUCCCAAACUUAUGGCAUUUUCUUUCUCCCUCGUUCUCAUGUGCGGUCACUGUAGCAGUCUGACUGAACCAACUGUGUGUUUGGUAGCUUAGCUACAGCUGCUGUGUUCAAAGCUUAGCUGGACACCUCAUUAGGACAGCAGGUCAAAAUGACCAGCUCAUUACCGCAUCAGAUGCUGUGUAAAACACAAGCACUAAACUGGAAACUGAUCCUGCACUGUGGGGUUUACUACCCGCUGCAUUGAUUGGAUGGGAAAAUGUGUUUCUGAUGUUCGCUCUGCGUAACUUCGACUACUGACUUGCCAUGUAAUACUGUGCCGGGUAGAGUUCAGGUAUUUUAUUUAUUAUAAGUUCAACUCUAGAUUAAAAAGAAAGUGUCAGAGAAAGUUAGCCAGGACUGUAGAGCGGUAAGUGACCUGUUUCCUGACAGCCUGUCGGUGCUUUAUUUCAUUUGGAAAAUUGAAAUAAAGUGAUUCAUGUCCUAGCCAACUAGUACAAGUUUUCACAAAAUGUUUGGGCGUGACGAAAUAUCGACAUUCCGAGAUUCCAUUUCUGUUACCAAGCAAUCUAAAUCAUUUUUUUAUUAUUUCAUUAAAUAAUUAAUUGGCCACUUGGUGGCACUCAUGGACUCUAUGGUACACAACCAUACCAAGAUGGUCAGGCAGCCACUAGUUAACAUCACCACAUGGUGUGUGAUGUUUUAGUUAAUUUUUUUACAAAGCCAUGUGUACAAUCUCCUGUGUAAUUGACUACAUUAAUUAUGUCCUUCCAUAAAUAUUAUGACCAGAAGCCUGACUUUAAAUUUUAAUUUAAAAUUUGAUAUUUUGUAGAUCUGAAUGUUUUACACAUCGACUCGUGAUCAGGACGGAGAUUUUUCUCAGCCCUGAGUUCACAUGUGAAGCAAAUCUCUUCGGCUUUUAGUUCCUUUUGCUUAAUUUCUCAUGCUGUCUUUGUCUUUGGGCCUAUAUAUAUAUAUAUAUAUAUAUAUAUAUAUAUAUAUAUAUAUAUAUAUCGGUGGCACAGCUCAUUAAAUCUGCCUAUUCAUGAAGCCAGAAGUGUGUUUAUGAAAGUGUGCAUAUGCGUGCAUGUAAAUUACUCUGUGUGUGCGAGGCACAUUUAUAGGACUUUUUAUAUAUAUAUAUAUUAUUAUUAUACCAAGUGAAGCGUUAACACAAGUAAGAUUUUUGUUUACUACAGAUAUCCAAAUAAUAUGUUGUAUGCUUGUCAUAUCUUCUUAACGACGUGCACUACUAUGUUUGCAUGUACAGUUUUACAAGGGAUGCACCAGUUCCUUUUGUUGAAGACCGAGUGUUUUGAAAUCUACAGAUUACCUACAUGAAGGAUUAACUGUACAAAAUGGCCUUAAAUCUUUCGCUGACUCUCUUGGAAUUGUGCGAUGCCUUCUUCAGAAAACUGUUUUAUUGAAAACGAUUUGAUCCGUAUCUACUUUGUGUCGGUGUUUCUAUUGCUUUCUUGUGUUUUCUUUGCACAAAGUUCAGUUCUGGGAUUUAAAAAAAAAAAAAAGUCUAUAAAUCUAUAUAUCUUGUACUUUUUCUGAACCCGUGACUGAUCAGAUGAAGCAUGGCGAAGUACUGAUUGUCUGAUAAUACAUAGAUGACUAUUUCUGUAUUGAACUAUGGAUUUUUAAAUAAAUAUUCAUAUUAAACUCGGCUUGCUUUGCCUUUCAGUAAUCUGGAAGUGUUCAGUGAACAUCUUUUGCCGUUUACCUCGUCCUUUUGCAGUCUGUAUUGAAGUAACACGCACACAUCGAUGCGAUGGUGUUGUAAGUUUGAUUUGUUGAGUUUCAGUUUUGCAAAAAAAUUCUCAUCUUUUAAGAAAUGCAUACUUCAUUUUUGCGAUUUGAUACCCCGUCAGGCAAUAACACACAAAUAUGGCGUUAUUAUCUGAUGGGGGUUGAUGAAGUUCUUCGAAGCUCAGCAAGUACUUCCACAGCCGCUGAGAUUCAUUUUCCCAAUCCGAAUUGUUUUUGUCAUGUUUUUAUGACGCCCCCGACUUCUGAGCGGUGGGAAGUCGUUUUGCUGGUUCCAGGAUUUGAAUUUGCUCAUAAAGAUGCCAAACUUUUAAAAAUGUUGUAAAUGAUUUGAUUCAUCGUAGACGAGGCUUACUCCUCCAAAGUUCAGCCAAGUUGGCUGGAUUUCAGAGGACCUGUCGUUUACAGGGGAACCUGAUCUCUGCAUGCAAGAUAAAACGUUUUGCUAAUCGGCCUCGAGAUUUUAGAAUUUGUUAAAGGAGUAAUAAUUUGUAUUUUCCAGCCACAUGGUGCCAUUUUAUAGCACAAACAAGUAACUGUUACCUUCAGUUGUAAUGAAAAUGCUGCCAAAUGUGAUUUAAAAGGAAUGUGACUUUGUAAUUAAAUGCCUUGAAAUUG
This is a messenger RNA of Xiphophorus couchianus (Monterrey platyfish), 6865 nucleotides long. RefSeq names its product copine-8. Gene Ontology annotation, cellular component: plasma membrane. The transcript has 20 exons. Bases 367 to 2061 code for a protein of 564 amino acids. The record is from RefSeq and is a predicted model, not a curated record. Gene Ontology annotation, molecular function: calcium-dependent phospholipid binding. Gene Ontology annotation, biological process: cellular response to calcium ion. NCBI's taxonomy places the organism in Eukaryota, Metazoa, Chordata, Actinopteri, Cyprinodontiformes, Poeciliidae.